AUGGAUGUGGAAAGUUUAAACUGUUUGCUCAGCGGCGAUUAUGGGCGGAUAAAGGAAGCGCUGGUGAAAUUCAACAAACAGAACUCCCAAGUGUUUAACUUCACGCACUUUACCAGCACGGGCCAGUGGGUGCUGAUAUGGAACAAGCUGUUCGAAUAUCUGGCGGACCCGGUCAUGCCCCAUCGGGUCGAUUGUUUGAUGGCGAUUAAAGUAUUGGCCCGCGACAAAACGUAUCUAAACGAGACGGUCAGUGUGGAGCAGCUCGACGGGUUGCUGCAGCUGGCCGGCAUCGGAACGCUGGAUGGGUGUGACGCACCGGAAGAGGUACAGGUGGAAGCGCUCAAAUGUCUUAGCAAUAUGAUAUUCCAGAGCACCAAGUGUCAGGAGAUGUGUCUCAACAAUGCUUCCACCGAGGGCAUCAUAAGGCGUGUUAAGAUGUACAAGGAAGCACCGUACGGAUAUGAUAUCAAGUAUUUCGACAUGAAGCUGCUGUUUCUGCUGACAGCGAUCAAUUGUGAUAUUCGAGCCAAAGUACGCGAUCAACUGCACGGGCUGGUGUACCUGGUGGAAACGCUUGAUCUGUUCAUGAGUCAGGCAGCAAUAUUUAAGGAGUUUAGCGACAAAGAUUUAGAUCUCAUAAACGAAGUGCUGAAAGUAUUAUUCAAUCUAACGGUCCGCUCGUCGGACAAUCUCGUACCGGAAGAGGAAGAAGCGACCCAAUUCCAUCGUUUGGUAACCGUACUGCAUGAUCUGUUCUUCUAUCGCACCCUUAACCGGGACAAGAUUGUACUGCUUCACUCCAAUAUUGUCAACCUGCUCACAAGCGUACCGGUAAGCUGUUACGUUGAGCUCGUUUGCCGUUUGAACGCAAAGCAGGACACUCCACCAGCCACCGGUGACGGUAUCGAUCCACCCGCUGUCGUACCGUUCGAGGGCAACAAUGUAUACGUGCUGCACGUGUUGGUCGAAUUUCUACGCAAAAACUUCCAGAAAGCGGAAAAGAAAACGGAUCAAUACGAGAUGCUUUCACCAAUACUGACGGUGCUGAUAAAGGCGGUCCGCGCGGACGGUGUGCAUCGUCGGUAUGUGCGAUCGAUCAUUUUACCACCGUUGCGUGAUGUACGGGAUCGUCCGGAGAUCGGUAAAGAGCUAAGAAACUAUCUGUGCUCUCUGCUGACCAGUCCUUGUACACAGAUCGCUGACCUGUCGGCUGAGCUAUUGUUUGUUCUUUGUAAGGAAAAUGUUGGACGAAUGAUUAAGUACACCGGAUACGGAAAUGCGGCCGGUUUGUUCGCAAAUCGUGGACUGCUUGGUGGUCGUACCGGGAAUGGAGGUGAACAGUAUUCCUCCGACAGUGAGGACAGUGAUACGGAGGAGUACAAACAGAUACAGCAUGCCAUAAACCCGGUCAUCGGAUGCUACGAACCACCGAAACCGAACCCACUGGAAGGCAUGUCCGAGGAGCAGAAGGAGUACGAAGCGAUGGAGUUGGUCAAGCUGAUGGAUAAGCUGCAGCGUCAAGGUUUAAUACAGCCGUGUAAAAUCGGUGACGAUGGAAGACCGCAGGCCGUUGACCACAUAAUGGAGCUGCAGGAUGAGAUACCGGAACAGCAGCGAGACCACAAGCGUAAAACUUAA
Molecule: messenger RNA, 1638 nt
Organism: Anopheles maculipalpis
Lineage: Eukaryota; Metazoa; Arthropoda; Insecta; Diptera; Culicidae
Gene: ric8a
Product: synembryn
Exons: 4
Coding region: 1-1638 (545 amino acids)
Biological process (GO): G protein-coupled receptor signaling pathway
Cellular component (GO): cytoplasm
Molecular function (GO): guanyl-nucleotide exchange factor activity; G-protein alpha-subunit binding
Source: RefSeq, a predicted model, not a curated record